UAUUCGAGGCGCAUCUGAACGAAACUUCCUCGGAACCAGAGUCGCUCGCACGUUUUUCUCGAAGAAAUUGAAAAAAAAAGUGAUAAAAAAGAAUAAAAUUUACGACUUUCUCGCGCGAAAAAGAAAGAUUUCAAUCGCGUUAUUCGAUCGCGAAAAGUUGCGUGAACAUAAUAAUUCCGGAAUCUGAUCGAUGAGGGAGAAUGGCACAUUACGUCGAUCUCGCUGCGUCCUUUAUUAUCCUCCUCCUGACGGCCCACCUGGAGCAGCUGGUCCUGCACAAACGAGCGCUCGUUGUCGAGGGAAGAAUGGAGGCUCAGUUCGAGAAAUGCUGCGGUCUUGGAUCGUCUUGGGCUCGGGAAGGUCUUAGGUGUGAGAAGUUCACUGGGCCUGUGACUGGAGUGCCGAGGGUGGAGCAGGGUCUUUGUCUGGAGGCUGUAGAUAUCUGCUGCGUUCGGGCAUAUCACGAACUGCAAUGCGAAAAAGGAAAAGCCGACGCACGCAAAGGUCUGGCCUGCGUAACGAGCACAACGGCAUCGCAAAGAUCUCCAAAGACUCUCAGUCGUGGCGAUUAUCAUCGCGACUGUUGCGAGGGUUGCAAGCUUGGUAUCCUCGCGGGGUCUAUGGGUCAAGGAUGUUCCUUCAAAAGCUUCUCGUUUGGCAUUCCUUGGGAUCCCGCGUUUUUGGAAUGCUGUCGCGAAGCGUCGCCGAGCUCCACGACGGAUCUUACGAAGUUGGAUGAUAUUUGUCAACUCAUGAAAGGCAUACUUUGCUCUGACAUUUGCGUACCGACGCCGGGCUCGUAUCGCUGCAAAUGCCGCGACGGCUUCACUUUGUUAGAAGACGGAAAGACUUGCAGGCAGAAUCAACCAAUCGACAGAUGCAAACCAACUCACCCCUGCGAGCAUCGGUGCACUGACAAUGGAAUGGCUGUAGUAUGUAGCUGUAAUCCAGGGUACGACUUGGCCAACGAUGCACGUUCAUGUAUCCUGAGGUCACCGAGGAAAAAGAUGCCGGACAAAGACGAGGAUAACGAAUCGCCGUUAUGUCCAUUGGGCUAUCGUUAUAACGCCACCAAUCAGGUGUGCGACGACGUGGAUGAAUGUCUGGAACGCAACGUGUGUCCCGAUGGAGGAUGCCAGAACACCAUAGGAUCGUACAUUUGCAUCAAGGAGAAAUCCGCGAAGAGUGCAUCCUACGAAGCAUGCCCUCCGGGUUACGAGUGGCAUCCAUUGACAGGUGACUGCGCAGAUAUUGAUGAGUGUGUCGUUUUAUCAGCUGCGUGCGCUGCAGAUAAACCAUUUUGCGUGAAUACGCCAGGUAGUUACACGUGUCUGGAAAUGACCGGCGUGAAGUCCUGUCCUGCGGGAUUCAAAUUCGACAAAUCAUUGCAGCUAUGCAAAGAUGUGGACGAGUGCGCGGAAGAUAUUCACAGCUGUGCGGCAGAUGUCGAGCAAUGUCGAAACACUGAGGGUGCUUACGAGUGCGAUAUAAAAUGCGGGAAAGGAUUCGUAUACAAUAUCGGCCUGGGAGUUUGCGUCGACAUAGACGAAUGUAUCGAGUCGAGCAAUCCUUGUCCCGAUUCUGACACGAUUUGUGUUAACACGGAGGGUGCGUACGAGUGUACAAGAACAUCAUCGAGUCCUUUUCCACGUCUUCUAAAUGACAACAAUCCGUCCGAUCAUCAAAAGAAUAUGCAAUCGAGUUCACGUAUGAUUUGUUCGGCGGGAUACAAACCCUCUAACGAUUCCAGAAUAACGAGAUGCAUCGACGUCGACGAGUGCAACGAACAAUUGCAUUCUUGCGAGUUUGAUGAGCGUUGUAUUAACGAAAUUGGUAGUUACAGAUGCCUACCGCUUGAAAUCAAUAAGGAUACAUCCACCACGGAAGAAAUCAACGACAACCAACGCGAUGAUCGAUUUAGUCGGGAGUACAAAUUAGAGGGAACGAAUAUUUCGUCGGUUAUGAAUGAAAUCGAGGAUUGCAGCGACGGUUAUUUUUUCGAUGGGAAAUCAGACCGCUGCAUCGAUAUUGACGAAUGUGCCAAUGGAAUAGCGAUUUGCAGUACAGACGAGCGUUGCGUGAACACGGAAGGUGGUUACCGAUGUUUUCCAACUUGUCCACCUGGUUUUCAGCUGCGUAAUUAUUCUCGAUCUGCGAACGAGAUCAAGGAACGUUGCGAGGAUAUUAACGAAUGUUUGUUAGGUUUACAUACCUGCAAUAGCUUGACUCAAUAUUGUAUUAAUACGAACGGUUCCUACGUUUGUGGAACACGAACCACCACUACUACCAGAAUCGAGACGACUAGUAGCACGACAACAAGAUCGUUCGUUGGUUCGCGCUACAACAAAGUAGAGGUAUCUAGAAGUAUAAGUUUUAGUACGGAUCGUUACUGGUCCACCGAACCCUGCAGAUUGGGAUACAAGAGAGACGCAAGUACAGGCUACUGCGUGGACAUAGACGAGUGCGUGAUCGGUCCUGGGUGUCGGGAUCAUGAGAGAUGCGUGAAUACUCAAGGGGGCUAUGAUUGUUCACCCCUUUGCAGCACUGGCUGGUACUUUAGUACGACGACGAAGAGCUGUCAGGACGUGGACGAGUGUUUGUUAGGCGGGCACGAUUGUCCUCAGAGUACGCAUAGAUGCAUCAAUACCAAUGGAUCCUUUGUUUGCGAGUUAAUACGACCCUGCAGUCACGGCUAUAGACGAGCCUUCAAUGGCACCUGUCUUGAUAUCAACGAGUGUUCCGAGAAUCUGCAUAACUGUCGACUUAACUUGCAUCAGUACUGCGUAAAUAAAGAAGGUCACUUUGAGUGUUUGACUAGGCUACCCUUUUGCCCGUCUGGAUAUGAAUAUUCUUUGGGCGCUCGACGAUGCGAGGACAUCGAUGAAUGUCUAACCGGGCAAUACAGCUGUGACGCGAGAUUUUCCGAGAGAUGCGUCAACCUGCCAGGUACCUACAGAUGCGAGAGACCUCCUCCUCGUCAACGCCAAAGACCAGCUUGUCCUUCCGGCUAUCGGUAUCACCCUAAUUUACGCAGGUGUACAGACAUUGACGAGUGUGCGGAAAAAUUGGACACAUGCGGGGAUAAGCUCUGCUACAAUCAACCAGGUGGUUACAGCUGUUCGAUGCCGCCGGUUCCAAUGACCAGAAAACCGACCACGACGGCGAUGCCAGCUCCGAUGAACGAGAAAUGUAUACGCGGCACCAGAUUCGUGAGGAAUCGCGGCUGCGUCGACAUCAACGAAUGCAGGGAAUUGGAGGAUGCUUGCAGCAGUAACGAGAUGUGCGUCAAUACCGUAGGCAGCUAUACGUGCACCUGCAAGACCGGUUUCAGGCGUGAUAAUCUCACGCAAGCCUGCGUCGAUAUCAACGAAUGUCAGUUGCAGGAGAAUGACUGUUUGCCGACGCAGCGAUGCGACAACACAAUCGGCAGCUACACAUGCACGCGUUUUCUGCCUUGUGGUACUGGUUAUACUCUUAAUGCCGCGACGGAGAUCUGCGAAGACGACGAUGAGUGUGUUCUGAACACUCACGAUUGCGGGUCCGGAUAUCAGUGUAGAAACACCCUGGGCUCGUAUCGCUGCGAUCGCAUUCCGCGUAUACUGCCGACUCCGCCGCAGUCACGUACGUCGCCAAUGACGACGGCGAGAAUUACGACGAUUAAGACGACGACGCCGAUGUCGUUGACUACGACAACUGGUUCUCGGGUGAGCUGCCCGCACGGCUUUGAGCUCGGUUCUGGAGGCAAAUGCGUGGACAUAGACGAGUGCCAAAGAACGUCGAAUCUCUGCGCCAUGAAAAUGUGCAUCAACACUUUGGGAUCUUAUAGAUGCGUAUCCAGGUUGAUCUGUGGACCCGGUUACAUGCUGGACCCGGCGUCCGGACAAUUUUGUACCGACGUCGACGAAUGUCGGGAAGGAACGCACGAGUGUGGCAAGGAUCAAAGCUGUGAGAAUCGACGAGGGGGAUAUCAUUGCGUCUGUCCGCCUGGUCACGCAGUUGGUCCCAAUAACGAUUGCGUUGACAUCGACGAAUGUAGUUAUGCUAUUGGUAUUUGUGGACCAAACAGCCACUGCGAGAACACUAUUGGCUCAUAUAGGUGUAUAUGUGGAGAAGGCUUUGAAAACGUUGGAGAAGCAUCCGGUGUCUGCCAAGAUAUCGACGAGUGUCAGCGAACAACGGAUCUCUGUCAACACAAGUGCUUCAACGUCUGGGGCGGCUAUCGAUGUGGAUGCGAAGCUGGAUUCAGGCUACAUGCACUUGACAACCGUACUUGCAACGACAUUGAUGAGUGCACGGAAUUCAAGGACAGUCAUCUCUGCAUCGGCAUCUGCGAGAAUACGCCGGGAAGCUAUGCGUGCAAAUGUCCCGAAGGAUAUAGGCUCGGUAACGAUGGCCGAACGUGUCAAGACAUCGACGAGUGUGAGACCGGUCAAGUAUGUAGGAAUGCGGAAGAGAUGUGCCAGAACGUGCGCGGAAGUUUCCGAUGUAAUCGGAUAAACUGUCCCUCAGGGUAUCACCAGGACCCGAUGAGAAAAAAUCGCUGUGUGCGUUCCUCGAGGUUUUGCCGCAUGAACGACCUGGCUUGCCUCCGAUCGCCCUCACAUUAUUCCUACAACUUCAUCACCUUCGUAAGCAUGCUGCCCAUGCCGUCCACCGGUCAAUUGGAGCUGUUCACUAUGAGGGGAAGCUAUCAGUCCGAAUCAACGGUACAUUUCACCAUGGCAUUAGUAGACGUACGCGCACCACCGGGUGUCGAGCGUGCCACGGAGUCCUGUUUUGCCCUGAAGAGACCGGCGCCUUCACAGGCGGUCCUGGUGCUGACGCGCACGAUUCCUGGACCACAGGAGAUUGAGCUGGAUCUCACAAUGGAGAUUUACCAAGAUGCUACGUUCGUCGGAAGUGCCAUCGCUAAGAUCUUCAUUUUCGUCUCGCAAUACGAAUUCUGAGAUCUUUUGAA
Messenger RNA from Cyphomyrmex costatus, 4957 nucleotides. Its product is annotated as fibrillin-1. Lineage: Eukaryota; Metazoa; Arthropoda; Insecta; Hymenoptera; Formicidae. The transcript is spliced from 20 exons. The record is from RefSeq and is a predicted model, not a curated record. Gene Ontology annotation, molecular function: calcium ion binding. Bases 201 to 4946 code for a protein of 1581 amino acids.